GCUACUUCCUCUCCUCUCUUCGGGUUCCCUGCCCCUGACCACGACCACAGAGGCUCCAAGAACUCUGCAGAGCAGAAGCCAGAGCCUCUUGCACCUUCCAAAGACCAGAGCUGCAAAUCUUCCUGUGCAAGUAGCAACCUGAGCCCCUGCAUUAUCUCACAGUGGAAGAAAGAACCUCCUGAGAUGGCUUCUAAUAAAGACCCCACUGUAAUCUCAAUGAUAGAAAGACAUCUUUGUGACCUUCCUGAAACAAACACCAGUGACCUGAAGACAUUGACUGAAGAGGCUGUGUUGAGUUUUCACAACAUCAGUUACCAAGAAACAGUACAGAGUGGCUUUCCAUUUCGUAAAAAGACAUAUGUGAUAGAAAGACUAUCAAACAUCAGUGGGAUCAUGAAACCUGGCCUCAAUGCCAUUAUGGGACCUCAGGAUGGGAGCAGAUCUUUGCUGUUAGAUGUCUUAGCUGCAAGGAGAGAUCCGUGUGGAUUAUCAGGAGAUAUUUUGAUAAAUGGCAAACCUCGACCUGCUAAUUUCAAAUGUACUUCUGGUUAUGUACCACACAAUGAUGUGGUGUUGGGCACAGUGACCGUGAGAGACAAUUUAGAGUUCUCAGCAGCUCUUCGUCUCCCAGUGACUAUAACAAGAGAUGAAAAGAGAAGGAGGAUUAAUGAGGUGCUUGAACUUCUGCAUCUGAAUAAAGAACAAAAUAUCAAGCCUAGAUCCAAAGAACUCAGGAAAAGGACCAGUAUAGCAAUGGAGCUGGUCACGGAGCAUCCCAUUUUGUUCUUGGAUGAUCCCACAACUGGCUUAGAUUUGAGAACUACGACUGAUGUCAUUUUAGUCCUGAGAAGGAUGUCGAAGAAGGGACGGACCAUCAUCUUCUCCAUCAAUCAGCCUCAGUACUCCAUCUUCAGAUUUUUUGAUAGCCUCACCUUAGUGGCUUCAGGAAAAGUUAUGUUUCAUGGACCUGCACAGGAUGCUUUGGAGUACUUCAGAUCUGCAGGUUACAAUUAUGAAUCCCACAACAACCCUGCAGACUUCUUCCUGGAUGUCAUUAAUGGAAGUUUCUCUGAUAUAUUAGACACAGAGGGACACAGCCAUGAAGAUGACAACUAUGAAGAGCUUUUUGAGAGACAGUAUCAAGUCACAGGAAAACUGGCCAAUAUGUAUGCCCAGUCCCCCUUAUACAGUGAAACAAGAGCCAUCCUGGAUCAACUCUUGGGAGAACAGAAGCUGGAGAGGAGCUCAGCUGUGGAGACCACAUGUGUCACCCCUUUCUGCCAUCAGCUCGGGUGGAUUAUCUGUCGAUCAUUCAAAAAUUUCAAGGGUUUUCCAUGGGUCACUGUGAUUCAGGCCAUUAUCACAGUCAUACUGGCUGCAGCCGUAGGCACUGCUUUCCGUGUCCUAAAAAAUGAUUGUAUUGAAGUCCAGAUGAGAGCUGGCCUACUUUACCUGCUCACCAUCUUCCAGUGUAUCACAAGUGUGUCUGCAGGGGAGCUCUUUGUGAUUGACAGGGUUCGCUUUCUACAUGAGCACACCAGUGGAUACUACAGAGUGUCAUCCUAUUUCUUUGGGAAAUUGCUGGCUGAGCUCAUACCCAGGAGGCUCUUGCCAAGUACUGUAUUUUCUCUAAUAACAUAUGUCAUAGCAGGAGUAAAAAUGAGUAUGAACUGUUUCUUCACUAUGAUAUGUACCAUCAUGGUGCUGGCCUAUUCUGCCAGUUCCCUGCCAUUGUCCAUAGGAGCUGGGGAGAACGCAGUAGCUGUUCCAACACUGCUCGUGACCAUCUACUUUGUGUUCAUGCUGUUUUUUUCAGGUCUAUCACUAUAUUCUGGAAGCUUCCUGCCUAAGCUCUCAUGGAUUCAGUACUUUAGCAUUCCCCAUUAUGGAUUUAGGGCUCUGCUGCAUAAUGAAUUCCUGGGACAAAACUUUUGUCCAGAACACAACACAGAAGAAGUCAGUAGAUGCCAUAACUAUGUUAUAUGUACUGGUGAAGAAUUCUUGAUGAUCCAGGGCAUUGAUCUCUCAUCGUGGGGCUUCUGGGAGAAUCACCUGGCUUUAGUUUGUACAAUGAUUAUCCUCUUAACAAUUACCUAUGUGCAGUUAUUACAGGUUAAGAAUAUUAGAAAUUUUUAGUUCCUUGGGGAGGAAUUUUCUACAGUUGUUUAAAUAGAUGUGAUUCCAAACAAUCCUCUGAAUAUUCAUAAUUAUACUCGUGGACAAAUGCCACUGUGAGGAUCCCUCUUCUGUGAACUGUGUGAAUGCAGAGACUUAUGGCUGCUCACAGUACAAGGCUAAGGAACACGCAAAUGUUUAUCUCCAACAGAACACCUAUAGCAAACCCUCUAUAGCUUAGAGCAUUGUGGAAUAUGGGAGAAAGAGUGCAAGAGCCAGAUGAUGAAAAGAAGGAAUGGAAAUGCACUAUUGUGGUCAUGAACAGACAUAGCAACCGUGGUCUGUGUCCCAACUCCACAGCUUAACUGCAUAAGACUGGAUCCCUCAUCAGCACAGGAAGGAACAGAGGGGACCUUAAUGAUCCCAUCCACCAUUCUGCUCAGCUAUUGGCUACUGGAGAGAGGCAGUCAUUGAUUCACAUUUACACUCACAUUUGAGCCUACAGGAAUCCAGUGGAAAGUGAAACCCUUCAUCACACAGACAGCCCUGUUUAAACCCUGGGGGUCACAUGAUAAAACCAAAGUUGUGAAGGUGAGAAAGACACUUGUAAAGAGGAGUAUGUCAAGGGAGUGUAAGGGAGAUGAGAGACGUGGGACAGAGGGGGAAAUGGCUGAAAUGAACUAUAUAUGUAUAUGGAAUCGUCAAUUUUUAAAUAAAAAUUACAAAUAUACAGAAAUUGUAAAAAUUAAUAAACAUUGUCAUUUGUCUUAUAUUAUACUGUAAAUCAGCAAUAAAUAUAUGUUUAAGAAAUCACAAAAUAAUAACAAGCUAAUAAGUAAAAGGGUCUAAGCCCUAAACGUCUACAGAGAUACUUGCUCAUCCCUUGUGUUUCUGUAGUGUAUAAAAUAAAAACUUCAACAACC
Molecule: messenger RNA, 3038 nt
Organism: Mus caroli (Ryukyu mouse)
Lineage: Eukaryota; Metazoa; Chordata; Mammalia; Rodentia; Muridae
Product: ATP-binding cassette sub-family G member 3
Biological process (GO): transmembrane transport
Cellular component (GO): plasma membrane
Molecular function (GO): riboflavin transmembrane transporter activity; efflux transmembrane transporter activity; ABC-type transporter activity
Source: RefSeq, a predicted model, not a curated record